GGGGAAGUCAGCAUGUGCAAAGGGUGGCAGUGAGGUGUCCGAGUGGAUUGCCAAGUGCUUCCCUGCAAUAUCCUUUGAGAAAUCUCAUCGGGAAAUCUCUCCCUGCGAUGAUUGCGUCACACGUUUGAAGACCUUUGCUGCUUUUGUGGACACUGUGACGCAGUACCAGAGGGAUAAGCUGAAGAUUCCCCAGGAUAAAAUGUCCCAGGAACGACAGAAAGGUGUUAAGAUUAAGCAGGAAGUUAUGGUGAAGGAAGAGAUGAAUCCGCAAGUUGCAAAUGAGCUGCGUGAAGCAUUUUCCGAGCCACAUUUUGAGGAAGUUCCCACACAGGCCACCGACAAGACUUCCUGUGAUCAGUACCUCGAUGAAAUCUUCAACUGCGUGCAGCCGGAUGAGGUGGAAAAUUGCGAAAUAAUGGAAAUUAGUGAUUUGGAGAAAGUUUUCAUUGAUAUUGCCGAAGAAACUUCCGAUACGGAGGUGAAGAUCCCACCAAAGAAUCGUAUUGAGAUCAUCAGUUCAAUCUCAGUGAAGAGUGAACUGAAACCCGAAGGAUGGAUCACGGAUUUGGCACCAAUUCCCGCUUUUCCAUUGCACGUGGAUCACUCGUAUGCUAAAUCCCCAUUUAGCAUUGAUAAUCGCUGCAAAAUGGAGAAGCUGGAUGGGAAUCCUGCGGAGAAGACGUCAACCAGCACGCCCAGGAUAAAUAUAAUAAAGAAUCUCGUCCUGCCGCACAGAUGCGACAAGUGUCCAGCGCAUUUUGACACCCUAACAGCCCUCAGUGAUCACAAGAUUGGGCAUCAUGCUCCCUGGAAGAAGCCCAGUUGUGUGAUUUGUGGGGAAUUCUUUGACACAGUCAAGGAUUGCCUGGCGCACAGAUUUAAGCUUCAUCACAAAAUUGCAGAGAGGAAGCUGCUGAAUCGACGUGCAAAAUGCCGCAACUGUGGUCAAUACUUUCCCAGUGAACUCGUCCAUAACCACCAUCAGCGCUUCCUCUGUGAACGCAGGAAGGAACCCACAUUCCCUUGUCCCAAAUGCCAGCAGGAAUUCCCAAAGCUACUCGAACUACGCAAGCACACCCUGGAGAAUCAUCCGGAAAUCUUCCACAAUCGCCGUGUACCGAAGAUUCGUGAUGAUGGGCAUUUCCGGUGUGAUGCUUGUGACAGAAAUUUCGGCACUAAAGCCAAUCUUCAGCGACAUCAACGACAGCAUCGUCCCAAAGUGUUAUGGGAUAAGAAAUGCGACGAUUGUGGGCAGAUAUUUGAUAAAAUUCGCGAUCUUCGACGUCAUGUAAAUGCCUCACCGCGCUGCUCGCACUUCCAGCCGAAUCUCAAAGCGGCAGAAACGGAGAAUCUCCUGCAGUUCAUGUGCUCUGUGUGCGGGAGACAAUUCUCCACACCGAAUGGCCUGAAAUUGCAUGAAAACUCCCACCAGGCACAAACUACAAAACCCAGUUCGUGUGAAAUAUGCGGGAAAAAAUUCCAACGAUCAAAUCUCCUGUGGCAACAUCGAAUAUCCCACACGGAAGCACGAAAAUUUGUCUGCAGACUCUGCCCGAAGGUCUUCAAGCGUGCCAAUGGGCUUCAUCAGCACAUCCAGGGAUUCCAUUUGAAGCUACGGCCGCAUGUGUGCGCAGUCUGCAACCGUGGCUAUGCCCUCAAAGGUGACAUGAAGCGAUGCAGACAUUCCUGGCUGAAGAUGGAGUGAAAAUUGAUGCCAUUGCUAGUGCUGAAAGUGUGAGAAUUGCACCAUCACUUAGGAGCCAAAAGGGAGCAAUUUGGACCAAGAGUAAAACAACAUUCGACUGGUGGGAUGUUGAAAUUGUUUUCCGGGUAUCAGGAAGAGGAAGAGUUGGUGCUGAUGGGCUGGCUUUCUGGUACACCACCGAGAAGGGAGACUACAAUGGGGAUGUCUUUGGGUCAUCUGAUCGCUGGUCAGGUCUUGGGCUCUUCUUUGACUCCUUCGACAAUGAUAACAAGCACAAUAAUCCCUACAUCAUGGCAGUCCUCAAUGAUGGUACAAAGAAGUUUGAUCAUCAAAAUGAUGGGACAACGCAGCUACUUUCCGGAUGCUUGAGGGAUUUCCGCAAUAAGCCCUUCCCGACGCGUGCACGCAUUGAAUACUACAACAAUGUCCUCACGGUACUCUUCCACAAUGGCAUGACGAAUAACAAUGAGGACUACGAGAUGUGUCUUCGCGCCGAGGGGGUUCAACUCCCAAAAGCUGGCUACUUUGGUCUGUCGGCAGCUACGGGUGGCUUGGCGGAUGAUCAUGAUGUCUUCCACUUCCUCACGACAUCUCUCCAUCCCGCCGGGCAGGAUCCGCAGCAGCCAUCCGACGAAGCUGAUCGUCUGUCCAAGGAGUACCUGGAGUACCAGAAGAAAUUGGAGCAGCAAAAGGAGGAUUACCGGCGUGAGCAUCCCGAUAAGGCGCCCAAAGAGGAGCUCGAUGAUUGGUUUGAGAGUGACAAUCAGCGGGAAUUGCGACAAAUCUGGCAAGCACAGAGUGGCAUGACGGAGGUGAUUCGGGAUCUUUCCCGGAAAAUGGAUGAGGUCAUUGGACGGCAGGAACGUACUCUUGGUCUUCUAUCCGUUGGCGGUGGUGGUGCCCCGCAUCAGGGAACAGGAGCUCCCGCCCAGGGAGGUGCAAUGCAACCAGCUGCUGUCAUUUCGCGCCACGAAGUUGAAGCUCUCCUGCAGAAUAACAACUACAUCGCUCAAACAUCCAAGGAGAUUCGUCAAAUUAUCGGAGAUCUUGCCAUGCGUACCGAUACCAUCUUGCAAAAUCAGGCACGUCAACCCACGGCUCAGGUUCAAGCGUCUGGCUACGAGACGCAGGGAUUGUUGAAUGAAAUGCGCGAAUCCAUGAAUAAUGUUAAACAAGGAUUGGCGCAAAUUGGGCAUACGCUCAGUACGAAGGAUGGUGGAGGUGCUGGAUGUCCAACAAGUAAUUGUCUGGGACUCACAACUUUCCUCGUCAUCACCGUCAUUCAGCUCAGUUUGGUGUUCUGCUACAGUUUGUUCAGAGAUUCGCGGGAGGCAAAGGCAAAGAAGUUCUACUAAUUGAUGAAAUUGAUUCCUACGAAAGACUUCAUGAAGCAGUGAGACGGAGAUGAAUUUCUAAAAUUCAAUCCCAUUUUUUUGAUACUUAAAAGAGCAGACAGAGGAGAGAGAUGAGCGCAUUUUUUGAAGAUACACACCACCAUUAAAAAAAACUUUUCGAGACUUUUCAUUCCACGUGAGGAAAAUAGUUAAAAAAAAUAAAUAAAAAGAAGCAGCAAAGGGAGGAUGUAAAUAAAUAAUUUGUAUUUUAAUUCAAAAGUAA
Molecule: messenger RNA, 3322 nt
Organism: Lutzomyia longipalpis
Lineage: Eukaryota; Metazoa; Arthropoda; Insecta; Diptera; Psychodidae
Gene: ergic53
Product: protein ERGIC-53
Exons: 4
Coding region: 1675-3060 (461 amino acids)
Biological process (GO): Golgi organization; regulation of transcription by RNA polymerase II; endoplasmic reticulum organization
Cellular component (GO): chromosome; endoplasmic reticulum membrane; endoplasmic reticulum-Golgi intermediate compartment
Molecular function (GO): chromatin insulator sequence binding; D-mannose binding
Source: RefSeq, a predicted model, not a curated record